AUGGCCUCAAAUGCGUCAACACGCUUCGCUAUUCCUCUCCAUCGGUCACAUUCACUAAUAACCACGACGCAGGUAGUCUUCCGCUACCUCGGACGUCUGUCUGUCCUCCGAGACGUCUUCAGUAGAGAUAUUUUGGCAGACUUACAUCGACUAGCAACCAAUUGCUUAAGGGUGCUGGGCUCUAUUCCGACACGCCCACCUACAGUUGGCGAGCGCUAUCUCAGCGCUUUCAUUUCCGCAAGAACGCCUGCCGAGUUGGACAACGACAACGACCCCGACUGCAUGGCCGUCGCUCUUCCCCAUCCUUACGCCCCGCGACGUCCAAAGGCCACGCUGCGCAGUUCCUAUGAUGCGCAAACCGCCGGAGGCAUGCGCGAGGAUUCUAGGGCAAUUAAUGCGAAAAUCAGUCUAGAAGACGCCGAGGACGAUGCCCGUGAUCGUCAAGACGUCGUCCAAUACCUGCCAAUUGAUCUCAUACCCCGCGACCUUCCACGCCCCCGAUCCGCCGGAGGCAUGCGCGGGGCCCCAAGAAUGAUUAAUGCGGAAAUGCUGGUAAGUUUCGUCUUCGACGAUCCGUUCUGGAGGUGCCAUCCGCACCGACCGAUGCCCUCGACAAGCCAGGCCGCUCUCUCCGCAUCGCCGAAGGCCUCGACUAGGUUUCCGGGGUCAUUGAGGCAUGCGCGCGCGCCCUCGGGUGAUGAAUGCGACAACACCAAAGCGGUAGUUCACAAGGGGAAGAGCGCGCGCCGCUCGCAGCCGCGCAGCGGCGCGAAUGCAGGGAGAUAUGGUGGAGGGAACACUGAGGACGCGUACCGUGCGAGAGCAGGGAGAUACGGUCGAGGGGACACACGAGAGCACGCGGCGACCGACGAGUGCGGCGGGUCGUCACGAAAGCGCCGACAAGACACGGCGAAUCGCGCGAGAAGCGACGCCGGCACGCGCGCGGACGGGGGAGACCAUGACCGAGCUAAUCACGGCCGUCCCGCCGCCACCGCUGCUGCCCGAAUGCGAAGAAGACGCCCCGUGAAGAGAUUCGACUCUAUGCCUCCCCAUACCCCUUCACGCCGCGCCCCCGCACGACCCCAGGAGAGGGGAGACCAUGCCCUUCUCGCGGCUGACGUGCACGAGCAGGACCUUACCUCGAUGUUUAUCAUCCCGAAGACCGCCUCAUCGCCGCACUCCACGCCACUCGACGAUGGGCUGCGAGCGAUGCGGCACCCCUUCGACCAACUGCCCUCCCCCAUCAUCCCACCUCUCAACCCGGCGAUUUCUCAGCAAGGUGAGGUCCUCCUCAUGAUGAGGGACCUACGCAGAUGCGCGCAACACACCACAAAGUGCUUGGUCGACGACGGCACGCGAGAGAGGGGCGAGGAGGAGGGGGAGUGCCGUUUCCCCUCGUCAAAAGCUGUAUACACGCCGUUGCCACGGCCGGGCAUUGACGAGGAGGCCCUCGACUUUGAAGGGGGUGACCCUCAUGACUCGGAAAGUACACGCAGACCGCCGCGGCGCUCGCGCGGCUCCCUCGUCCUCGCGAGGGUGGGGGAGAUGGCACCCCACCCCACCCUUUCCCUCCUCCACUACAAGGACUGUACUCCGCGCGGGCGAGGUGCUCUCGGCGCCGUAGAAAGCGGUGGGGUGGGGGAGGACGAGGAGGCAGGGGGGAUGUCGAGGGCGAAUCGAGCGCCGCUUUCGACGUUUUCUGCCUCGCGGGUGGCGUGCGCGACGUCGCGGGACACGGGGAAGGUGUUUGGCGGCUGCGGGAGGGGUCAACAAAGGAGGGGAGCGGGGUGGAAAGGGCGAGACAACGCGCGAAGUCGCCGUCGUGGUGGUCAUCUGGCAGUGCAGUAG
This is a messenger RNA of Schizophyllum commune H4-8, 1848 nucleotides long. RefSeq lists its product as uncharacterized. Bases 1 to 1848 code for a protein of 615 amino acids. The record is from RefSeq and is a predicted model, not a curated record. Lineage: Eukaryota; Fungi; Basidiomycota; Agaricomycetes; Agaricales; Schizophyllaceae. The transcript is spliced from 17 exons.